CUUGACGCAAAUCACUGUCUAAUUGCUCACCGCUUCAUUCACGGGACCCAGCGCUGUCUGUCGACUUUAGCCUUUCCCGAUGCUCGCGGCCAGGCAGCUGAGCAGCCACAGGCCAGGCCGGUUCGGCCAUCGUAACCGGGCGGCGCUGAGGAUUCAAGCAAUUUCAGCACCUGUGACCACUGGCGAGGGCGAAUGCCCGCUGUUCCAGACGCGUGAGGGGAAGAUCGUUCCAGCCAUGUGUGCGGACUACGGCUUCCGCAGCGGCAGCGGGCGGCUGUAUCAGGAGGGGUACGGCGAGGUGCCCAAGGACGUAUGGCAGCUGGCCAAGGACAACUACCUGCAUGAGUUCACUCAGCUGCGGCGCUCCACCCGCUACCCGCCCUCCGACAUCACGGCGCCGGAUGGUGCCGUUGCCAAGGUGCUGCACUCAGCGGGCGCAGCGGCGGCCCGCGCGUUCGGGUCUCUGGACAAGGCGUUGGAGAACGCGGGCGUGCUGCCAGAGCUCGCGCCGCCGCCCGUGCUGAGCGCGCUGGAGACACAGGAGUUCAAGCAGAUCCGCGCCAAGCUGGACAAGCUGGAGCUGUCUGUGUCGGACGUGGUUGCGGUGGAGCACGCCCGCAUCGCGCGCACCGGCGACAUGACCAGCCCGGCCUGGGUGAAGGCGCCCUUCUACGCGCUGUGCUUCGUGCUGGACGUCAUGUACCCCAAGAACAAGGCGAUAGAGAAGUUCUGGGUGCUCGAGACGGUGGCGCGCAUCCCCUACUUCGCCUACAUCUCCAUCCUGCACCUGUACGAGUCGCUGGGCUUCUGGCGGGCCGGCGCGGAGCUUCGCAAAAUUCACUUUGCCGAGGAGUGGAACGAGAUGCACCACCUGCAGAUCAUGGAGAGCCUGGGCGGCGACCGCGCCUGGUUCGACCGCUUUAUCGCCGAGCACGCGGCCGUGUUCUACUACUGGGUGCUCAUCGCGUUCUACCUGGUGUCGCCCCGCAUGGCCUACAACUUCAUGCAACGGGUGGAGCUGCACGCCGCAGACACCUACUCCGCCUUCGUGGAGCGCAACCGGACCGCCCUGGCCGACAUCCCGCCGCCGCUGGUGGCUCUGCAGUACUACUACAGCGACGACCUGUACCUGUUCGACGAGUUCCAGACCGCCUCGCGCGGCGCGCCCGGUGUGCCGCCCCGCCGGCCGCCCUGUGAGAACCUGCUGGACGUGUUCACGAACAUCCGGGACGACGAGCUGGAGCAUGUCAAGACCAUGGUGGCGUGCCAGGAGUCCACCAUUGCCAAGGACAUUGCUGCCUCGUCAUCCGGCUCGGCGCCCCGCCGCUGAUGACAUCCUGGCGGCUGAAGCGGCAGGACGGACCUGUGUGAGGAGCUGUGGGGAAGGGGCGGCAUGGAUUUUAGCGCAGGUUCCUGUAGCAGGCGCGCUGCCGCAGUAUCAGGGAGGAGUACAUAGUCAUGGAGCCGCGCGCCAGUACUGUGUUGGGGCUGCACGCUUUGUGCCUCGCGGGCAAUGCAAGGCCAGAGUGCAAGCGGAAGACUGUUAUGGAGCAGGCGGCAUACCCGCAAGCCUAUCAGUGCAAUGAAGAACGUGGUGGUGGCCCGGACGUUGCACAGUAUCAGUCAAGUGUCGGUGUGUUUGUGACCCUUCGUUUGAUAUCGAGAGACAGAGAGUAGCAGGACUGGUGCUUCCUUUUGACGACGACUGUACGUGGUGGUGGGGAUGGGGGGCACUACUGCCUUGCCGUGACGGUUGGCGUUUCAGCUUUGAUGUGCUUGAGUGAUCCACAUCAGCUUUUGCGUCACGCGAGCGACCAAGCAGGCCAGGCAUGUCUGAGUGUGUGCUUGUUGCAGGCAUCAUAUGGAAGUUCACGUAUGAGCACAAGUUCAUUAACAUAGUAUGCGCACACGCAUAGUCUUAAGACUGCUGGUGCCGGGGGGCUUACGAUUCUUUAAGCUACC
Molecule: messenger RNA, 1962 nt
Organism: Chlamydomonas reinhardtii
Lineage: Eukaryota; Viridiplantae; Chlorophyta; Chlorophyceae; Chlamydomonadales; Chlamydomonadaceae
Exons: 12
Coding region: 80-1330 (416 amino acids)
Biological process (GO): alternative respiration
Cellular component (GO): mitochondrion
Molecular function (GO): alternative oxidase activity
Source: RefSeq, a predicted model, not a curated record